UGCAUGGUAUGCUCAUUGAUAUAUAUGAUUCUAUGACGUUCUGUGACGUUCUUUUCUCUAUGAUAUAAAAAUUUUAAUAAUUCUAUUUUAAUUUUUUCAUCAUAUAUGUGUUUGUGUAUAUAUAUUUACAAUUACUUAAAUCUUUCGGCAUAUAAUGAAUUUUAUUAUUAAUUAAAUAUUUAAUUUUAAAUAUUUAUAAUUUAAAAUAUAUUUAUAAUUCUACAAUCACUUAACCAAUAUUUUAAUUAAUUUAAAUCAAUAAUAAAUUUAUUAAAUAAUAAUUAUUAUAUUAAAUUUAUUUAUUUGAUAAUUUUCUAUUUUUAAAAUGAAAAAUUCAAUAAGAAUUAUAAAAAAAAAAUUGAUUGUAUCGCUUAUAUUCGCAAAUAUAAUAACAUUAUGUUCUAUAGUUGAAAGUUCCGAAACGGAUGAUUCAAAUGAUGAAUCUUAUCAUUGUAGUAGUCACACUUUUGACAGACAAACAAAUAUAAAGAAUUAUUAUAAGAAAGAAAUACAAGAUUCUUGUUUGGCGAAUGAUAUUCUUCAUGUUUAUCAUGAAAAGAUUGUGAAUUCUAUAAAUCAUUUAAAAAACAUGAUUAAGAUAAAGACGGGUAUUUUCACGAUUGGUACAAACGAUCCAAUUUUUAUUGCUGACGGCGAAGGACCAAAACAGCAAAUAUAUUUAAAUAGUUUUUACAUAGAUAAGACGGAAGUGAGUAAUCGCGAUUUUGCAAAAUUCGUUGAUGCCACUAAUUAUAAAACAGAAGCAGAAAGAUUCGGAGAUUCAUUCGUAUUUGGAGGUCUGUUAAAACAAAAAGAUCAAGAAAAUGUAACGUUUGUUGUUGCUCAAGCUCCUUGGUGGUUACAAGUAAAAAAUGCAAAUUGGCUACAUCCAGAGGGUCCUGAAUCAAAUGUUAAGAAUAGAAUGGAUCAUCCUGUUGUUCAUAUAUCAUGGAACGAUGCUAUUGCCUAUUGCAAUUGGUUAGGAAAACGAUUACCUACUGAAGCAGAAUGGGAAGUUGCAUGUCGAGGAGGAUUGUCGGAUAGAUUAUAUCCAUGGGGAAAUAAAUUAAUUCCAAAUGGUCAAUACAGAGCAAAUACAUGGCAAGGUAAUUUCCCAAAUAAUAAUACCAAAGAAGAUGGAUAUGAAGGUACAUCACCCGUUAGAGAAUUCCCACCAAAUAAAUAUGGAUUAUAUAAUAUGAUAGGAAAUGUUUGGGAAUGGACAUUUGAUUGGUGGACAAUUGAAAUCAAAACACGAGGCGGAUUUGUUAAUCCUACUGGACCAAGUCAAGGUAUAAAUAAAGUGAAAAAGGGUGGCUCCUAUCUUUGUCACAAGAGUUAUUGUUUUCGAUAUAGAUGUGCUGCACGGAGUCAAAAUACUCCUGAUACAACAGCUGGAAAUCUUGGUUUUAGAUGUGCGCUAUCAGCUUAAUUUUAUAUUUAAAUGAAUUCUUUUAAAUAAAUAAUCUGAAUAUUUCUUCUUA
Apis cerana (Asiatic honeybee) is the source of this 1484-nucleotide messenger RNA. Its product is annotated as formylglycine-generating enzyme. Gene Ontology annotation, molecular function: formylglycine-generating oxidase activity. The record is from RefSeq and is a predicted model, not a curated record. Gene Ontology annotation, biological process: protein oxidation. NCBI's taxonomy places the organism in Eukaryota, Metazoa, Arthropoda, Insecta, Hymenoptera, Apidae. Gene Ontology annotation, cellular component: endoplasmic reticulum.